AUGGUUCAAGGAGCCUUAGAUGACGAUUGCUAUCAAAAAUUUUAUCCAGGAAUAGUAUCUGAACUAUUAUUAGAAAAUUUAAUCAAAUUGGUACAGGAUACCAAUAAUAGACCAACAAAAGAUGGUGCUCAUCAUGGAACGUUGUAUACAAAACCUAAUGGACAACAAAUCGACUCAUCACAUCGUUAUUAUCUUAUGAAAGAACCUAACUUAACCGAAUUCAAUUUAUAUGUAAGGAUUCGAAAAGAAAGAAAUGUAGGUAAAGUCUCUUAUUUAUUAUUUUAUCUGUUUGGCGUUCACUAUGAAUUGGGAAAGCUGGAACAAGUAAGUUAUUAUCGUAUUUAUACAAAUGAAGCUGAAGUUAAAAUAUUGGUUGGAUAUGGUUUGAAGUAUUUGAAACAACCAGCAACAUUACCCAUAGUUGCAGAUUACCUCCAAUUUACAAAAGAUUCAAAAUAUUUGAUUGCUCGUGAAAGAUGUGAAUUCAUAUCUCGUUUAUUAAAUAAUAACGUUGCAGCAACGAGAAACAGUUCAAAGAUUAAUUACGAUGUUACAAAAUUAGGAACUCGACAACAACAACCACAAAAACGUCCAAAAGCACAUGUAGCAACAGCAACAGUCUCCACUUACACAUCAGCACCGACUAGUCAACCACGGACACAAAAACAAGUUUAG
This is a messenger RNA of Rotaria sp. Silwood2, 675 nucleotides long. The record is from the annotation of a GenBank genome assembly. Lineage: Eukaryota; Metazoa; Rotifera; Eurotatoria; Philodinida; Philodinidae.